UCAACUUCACCAAUGCACACAAUUCAAUUUCAAUUUUAAUUCUAAAACUCUUUCUAUCUGCUCCCGAGUCCUACGCCUCACCUCACCUCACCAUGUGCACGUUAGAGAAGCGCGGCAACCUCUUCCUCCUAACCCUAACCGGCGACAACGAGCACAGAUUCAACCCCGACACAAUCGCCACGAUCAUCUCCCUCCUCGGCCAAGCCAAAUCCCAAGCCAACCGCGGAUCCGUACUCAUCACCACGGCCCACGGAAAGUUCUUCUCCAACGGGUUCGAUCUCGCGUGGGCCCAAUCCUCCGGAUCCUUAACCGGCGCCGCGGAGCGGCUCCACCAGAUGGUCGAAUCGUUCAAACCGGUGGUCGCGGCCCUCCUCGACCUCCCUAUGCCGACGAUCGCCGCCUUGAACGGCCACGCCGCCGCCGCGGGGCUGAUGCUGGCGCUGAGCCACGACUAUAUCUACAUGAGGAGAGACCGCGGGGUCCUGUACAUGAGCGAGGUGGACAUCGGGCUCUCGAUGCCCGACUACUUCGCGGCGAUGGUGAGGUGUAAGAUCGGGACGAGCGCGGCGAGGCGGGAGGUGUUGUUGAGCGGGAAGAAGAUUAGGGGAGAGGAGGCGGUGGGUUUUGGGAUCGUUGACUCGGCUGCGCAUGAUAGCGCGGAAGGGGUUGUGGAGGCUACUGUGGGCCUUGCGGAGAAGCUUUCGGCUAAGAAGUGGAAAGGUGAUGUGUAUGCGUCGAUCAGGAAGAGUUUGUAUCCGGAGCUUUGUGAGAUUCUUGGUUUAAAGGCGACCGUCUUUGCUACACCCAAGCUCUAAAUACUCUUUUGAGUGCGAUUGUUUUUUUUUUGUUUUAAAUCAAAACCAGUUUCUUUAUGGGGGCAAAACACAUGAUUAAGUUAUAAUGAUGAUCACAGAGACGAGAAAAAUGUUCAGUCUUUUGUCUGUUAUAAUAAAUGAGCCGUGUUGUGUCGGACAA
Messenger RNA from Raphanus sativus (radish), 975 nucleotides. RefSeq names its product enoyl-CoA delta isomerase 2, peroxisomal. NCBI's taxonomy places the organism in Eukaryota, Viridiplantae, Streptophyta, Magnoliopsida, Brassicales, Brassicaceae. The coding region runs from base 93 to 815 and encodes 240 amino acids. Gene Ontology annotation, biological process: fatty acid beta-oxidation. The record is from RefSeq and is a predicted model, not a curated record. The transcript has a single exon. Gene Ontology annotation, cellular component: peroxisome. Gene Ontology annotation, molecular function: delta(3)-delta(2)-enoyl-CoA isomerase activity; enoyl-CoA hydratase activity.